UAAGUGUACUACGUAGCCAGACAGAAGGAACAAGUCUCCCCGCAAAAAACGAAAGAAGGAAGGAAGGAAGAAGUCGGCUGCGCGCAGGGAUGGGCUCAUCUUCCUCCGCCGUUUGCCUGCUAGCCUUGCUAGCAGUGUUUGCGUCUGCAGCUGGUUUCGCAGCUGCACAGCCGGUGGUCGUCACGGCCGCGUACAACAUCGGCAAUGACGAUUACAUGGCCUUCAUCGACCAGCUCCGUGCCACUCUGGCCGCUCACCCGAGCCCAGACAACGUCAACGGCCAUCCUGUUCUCCCCCUGCAACACGAGAAGCAGCCGCCGGCGAGGUGGCUGCACGUUCCCAUCACAGCGGGCGACAAGAAGGUGACGCUGGCGCUGAGGGACGACAACGUGUACCUCGUCGGAUUCAAGGCCCAGAGCGGCAGCUGGUACGAGUUCCGCUCCGCGGUGGCGCCAGGGAGGAAGCAGCCGCUGAUCCACGGCGCUACGUUCCUCGAAUGCGAGGACACCUACAGGGCGCUUCUAGGCGGCAAGAAGAGCAAAGAAGUCAAGCAGAAGGUAAGCAACCUUGAACUGGGGAAGACGGCGGCGGAAGCAGCCGUGAAGAAGUUGGCGGCAUAUGCUCAUGCCGCCGGCGGGCCGGACGACGCCACCAAGGUCGCCUUGGCACGCAUAGUCAUCACCGUCUGCGAGGCGGUCCGCCUGUCCUCGAUCUCCACUACCCUCAGCACUGGCUGGGGCCAGGCGGCGACGGUGAAGCUCGACCAUCUCCAACCUUUCUACAUGCAGAACUGGGGAGACCUAUCUACUGCCAUACUAGACUGGAGGAAACAUGGACCUACGUACCCAUGGCCCAAGAAGGUCUGCGAGGAGACGCACAUCGAGGACGCCGCCGGCGCGCUCGCGGUGGUGCAGCUUCUGCUUAAACGUAGUACUUAAUUCAGUUAAUUAACUCCACUAGCUCUCGGUGCUUCUUAGACGUGCGUACUAGUGUGCUGCUGCUGGAUGAUAAAUUGUAUGCAUGCAUGUCUAUUCUAAUAGAAUAAAAUAAAAUGACCGUGUGGGAUCGAUGAA
Molecule: messenger RNA, 1073 nt
Organism: Triticum urartu
Lineage: Eukaryota; Viridiplantae; Streptophyta; Magnoliopsida; Poales; Poaceae
Product: ribosome-inactivating protein-like
Biological process (GO): negative regulation of translation
Molecular function (GO): rRNA N-glycosylase activity
Source: RefSeq, a predicted model, not a curated record